AUCCUUAAACUGAGUUCCCCUCCAGCCCCGAGCCGGGAGCAGCUCUCAGUACCGGGUGAAGCACAGAUCGCUUGAGCUAUUUCAGCCACAUGAAAAGCAUCGGAACCGAGAUCACAGCUCAGAGGACACCCGGCGUCCCUUCCACUCACUGAGGAGCCUUGUAUCCUUGUACCUGGCUGCCUGGGACUUUCCUCAGGCAGGAAGCAAGUACAUAAAGCAGGGAUAAGACUGCGUCAAUAUGUCGAAACAGCCAGUUUCCAAUGUCAGAGCCAUCCAGGCAAAUAUCAAUAUCCCAAUGGGAGCCUUUCGGCCAGGAGCUGGGCAACCCCCCAGAAGAAAAGGAUGUACUCCGGAGACGGAGGAGGGUGCUCCUCCCACUUCGGACGAGGAGAAGAAGCCAAUUCCAGGAGCUAAGAAACUUCCAGCGGUCAACCUAUCGGAGAUCCAGAACAUUAAAAGUGAACUGAAGUAUGUCCCCAAAGCCGAACAGUAGUUGGAAGAAAAAAGGGUGAAGACAAAAACAGGACAAAAGCAGAGAGUAACAGCAGAAAUCAGACCGAUGGAAGCGUGAUCCUCCUUAGGAGCUACUGUCUCAUUAAUCCAAGAUGAAAGGCAGUGAUCAACCAGAGAAGACUCCCUAGAAGAAACACAGAAUUUUUCUUCUGUAAAAAUCAGUUUCUGAAAACACACACACACACACACACAUUUUUAAGCACAAAACUCAGAAUUGUGAUAAAUACUAUCAGCUCCUUUGUUUUCAGGAUCCUCUUUGAAACAGCCAUCUUCUAAAAAGGACAGCAACCAGAAAGAAACUGCUUCUAUAAUCUCUCUCCCUUUUUGAACAGUUAAAAAACAACAAGGCCUGUCAUCUCUGAUCAACAUAACUAGUCAGGAAACAGGACGACUUUCUCUCUGCCUGACCUGUUUUGUCUAAUGGGGUCCACUCUUUCACCCUCUGACAAGCCACCUUUUCUUCUGUGGUGGCUUGUCAUUUAUAGCAGGGCUGUAUUAAUGGUUAAAUCAUUAG
Molecule: messenger RNA, 1027 nt
Organism: Capra hircus (goat)
Lineage: Eukaryota; Metazoa; Chordata; Mammalia; Artiodactyla; Bovidae
Gene: SMPX
Product: small muscle protein, X-linked
Exons: 5
Coding region: 239-493 (84 amino acids)
Cellular component (GO): costamere; muscle tendon junction; M band
Source: RefSeq, a predicted model, not a curated record